Molecule: messenger RNA, 480 nt
Organism: Striga asiatica
Lineage: Eukaryota; Viridiplantae; Streptophyta; Magnoliopsida; Lamiales; Orobanchaceae
Source: the annotation of a GenBank genome assembly
AUGACCAAGCUCCGGUUCACGGCGUCAGGUUACUUGACGACAUGGUCAUGGGAUGGGAGCCAAGUAGCCCCAAGAGAAAAAGUUUGUCCCGAAAACAAACAUCAAGCGCUAAAACCCUUAUGGAGAGAGCUCCAAGAGAAAGACGGUAAACUAGUGCACGCCUGUGCAGAUACCUCGGCCAUCUGUUCUUCAUUGACUCCCGCAUUGCAAAUAUUUGCAAUCGAGCGCAUGUGUUUCAUGCCAUAUUGGGAUAGGGACCCACAAUGUGUCUCGAAUGCAAUUCCAGUUAUCAACGAGAGGCUCUCCAGCGGGUCGAACUUCUUUCAGAACAAGAGGACCUUUCUUGAUUCCAAAAAGAAGCUUUCCAAUAAGUUUGAUACUGUUGUCAAUAUGUGUUCGGUGAGCCAUGGCCUCAACAAGCUGCUUUUGGGCCUCGAGUUUCCUAGCAGAGCCUUCAGGAGCCUUACGAAACUGCCAUAG